AUGUCGGCGUCUCCACCCAGCGGCUCGGCCAAGAGACGGGUCCGCACGGAGGCUCAGAUGAGCCAGAAGCGACUGGCCGACCGCGUCAAACAUAGAGAGAACCGCCAGGAGCAUAAGUUAAGGAUGGAACGAAUGGAGGCUGAUAUAGCCCAAAUUCGAAAGAAUCUCGAUACUGUUUCUGCGCAGCUGCGAACGCUGCCUGUUCUGAGCGCCGAUCUCCUCGCAUCACAGCAAAGACCAUCUCAGAGACCAGCCGCCAAUGUCUUUGCCGGGCACUCGUCAACCCCUGGUGAGGGCUACGAGAUGGACACAACCGCCGAGACCCCGGACUUCCCCGCAGGGCGAUCUGCAGGACAAGGACGGGCUCCCCCGUGCCCGGAGCGCGAGAUGCCCCCUACCGAGGUCCCGGCGUCGCUCAUGUCAAGCUUAUUUCCCACGCCGUCUCACGUCGAUUGUCGAUGCGGAGUGCAGCAUCACUCGCAGUCCGACUGCCUAGAGUACCGCAGCUUCGCCAUCCUCUACGAGACCCAUGCUGCAUUUCCCCAGGAUCCCCUCCAUGCGCGAUCCCUGCCCAGGAACCCGUCGGUGCCUAACAUGACGCUUCACUCGUAUGGCGACAAUGCAGUCACAUGCUUUCUGACAUCCUUCCUCAAGGGUUUUGAGAUGGCCAGUGUGGAGACUCUGUUUGGGGUGUAUUUCUUUGCCUACCGUCUCAUGAGGUGGCGCUUACAUCCUGAUCCUAUGACUCUCAAAGACGUUCCGCCAUGGCUGCUCCCAACCGAGGUUCAGAACACGUAUCCGCAUCCUGUGAGUAUCGACUACAUCCCAUGGCCCGACCUGCGGGACUUUCUCUGCACGAAUCCACGCAUCAAGUCAAGGCAUUCCGUAAAGAUGUAUCUCGAGUCAUUACAGCUCAAAUGGCCACCGGGGUGUUCUCUGUUGACCAUGGAAGGUGGCCAAGUCUGCGUCAGCCCAGAAUUUGAAGCCAUUGCAUGUGAUCUCAAUAAUUGGGAACUGGGACCUCCGUGGCUGGACGCUUUUCCGCGUUUGAUCGCACUUGUGCAUCCAUAG
Fusarium sp. VM40 is the source of this 1071-nucleotide messenger RNA. NCBI's taxonomy places the organism in Eukaryota, Fungi, Ascomycota, Sordariomycetes, Hypocreales, Nectriaceae. The record is from the annotation of a GenBank genome assembly.